AUUGAGUUGAACACUGAAAUGCGGAAAAAGGCGGCAAAUGCUUUUGAAAUUGCAUUUUUCAAACUAAUGAACAAUGCCGUCUUUGGGAAAACAAUGGAGAACAUGCGGAAACGCAUCCGUAUUGAGCUAAUCUCCAGUCCCGAACGUCUAAGCAAGCUCGUAAACCAACCAACCUUCAACGACUGUAUCAAAUACGGUGAAAGGUUGUGCGCCGUCAUAAUGGACACAAAGAUGGUCAAGUUUAUCAAACCAAUAUACGUCGGUUUAGCAGUGCUUGACAUUAGCAAGACGCUAAUGUACAAGUACUUCUACGACGUAUUGAAACCACAUUAUGGCAGUGCAAUCGAAUUGGUUUACAUGGAUACUGACUCCUUCAUAUACCUGCUCAGAGUAGGCGACUUCUACCAGGAUUUAGCUGGUAGCCCCGAUUUACUGGUGCACGUGGACGCAUCUAGCCUGCCCAAGGAUCACCCUUGCUACUCCACCGAUAGAAAGAAGAUGCCCGGCUUGUUUCAGACGAGACCAGUGGCCUCACUCUCUUUGAGAUCGCUGCACUUGGAUCAAAGGGAUCCGCGGACACGUCGUUCGGAAUCAUCUGUCUUUGGACGANGCGGACACGUCGUCCGGAACCAUCUGUCUUUGGACGAUUACAAACGGUGUUUGUUUAAAGACGAUGGUGACGAUGGUGACGAUGCGUCAAAACGAGCAUUGGCUGGAGAAAAUGCCCGUGCGGUCAUCGGAGUGAUACGUGGUGGCGAGUCUCCACCGACAUUGGCGCUACCCUACACUCCGUACCGACAGAACGUGUCAAUCCGUUCGUUUGAGCACGAGGUACGGACUUUACGUACAACCAAGUUGGCGCUUAACCGUUUUGAUGAUAAGCGCUACACGCUCAACAACAGAAUCGACACGUUGGCCCACGGGCAUUAUGCUAUACCGCCACCGGAAGACCUAUAGUUUUUA
Messenger RNA from Daktulosphaira vitifoliae (grape phylloxera), 963 nucleotides. RefSeq lists its product as uncharacterized. The coding region runs from base 19 to 957 and encodes 312 amino acids. The record is from RefSeq and is a predicted model, not a curated record. The transcript is spliced from 4 exons. NCBI's taxonomy places the organism in Eukaryota, Metazoa, Arthropoda, Insecta, Hemiptera, Phylloxeridae.